GGCCGCGCGGGAGCCGCGGCGGGAAGAGGAUGAGCAAAAGCAGGAGCGACGCGGCGGAGGCCCCCGGGCUCCUCCUGCGCCACCUGCGGGCCCAGAACCGUCCGCUCAGCGCCCAGGACGCCUGCGGGAACCUGCAGCCGCAGCACGGCAUCGGCAAGACGGCUGUGUUGAAGGCACUGGAGCAACUGGUCCAACAAGGCACGGUCAGGGAGAAGGUGUAUGGCAAGCAGAAAAUCUACUUCGCCGACCAGGGCCACUUUGACACUGUGAACGAGACAGACCUCAAAAGGCUGGACGAUGACAUCGCCUCUCUGGCGGCCCGAAUCCAGACCGUGCAGCAGGCCUGCCGCCCGCUAGAAGCCGAGUUGAAAGAGUUGACCGGCUCACUGACCACACCAGCCAUGCGCAGCGAGAUCCAGGUCUUGCAGGAAGAAUGUGCUGGCUACACGGAGAAGCUGAGGAAAAUCAAAAGUGCCAGCAACCACGUGACCCCAGCGGAGAAGGAAAAGGUAUACAGCGAGAGGCAGAAGUACUACAAAGAGUGGAGGAAACGGAAGAGACUGGCCUCAGAGAUGUGCGAUGCCAUCCUCGAGGGUUACUCCAAGACCAAGAAGCAGUUCUACGAAGAAGUUGGGAUAGAGACAGAUGAAGAUUACAGCGUCACCAUGCCACCCCCGUGAGCCACCGCAGCCGAAUGCGGAGAACAGGGCUCCGGACGGGUUCACUCUGAGCCAGGUUGGGGCUUGGGCCGCGGCAGCCACUGUGGAAAAGUGUCAAACUCCAACACGCUGCCAAGUUUAUUGUCA
Molecule: messenger RNA, 806 nt
Organism: Tachyglossus aculeatus (Australian echidna)
Lineage: Eukaryota; Metazoa; Chordata; Mammalia; Monotremata; Tachyglossidae
Gene: PSMC3IP
Product: PSMC3 interacting protein
Exons: 8
Coding region: 30-680 (216 amino acids)
Biological process (GO): meiotic strand invasion involved in reciprocal meiotic recombination; meiotic joint molecule formation; homologous chromosome pairing at meiosis
Cellular component (GO): DNA recombinase auxiliary factor complex; condensed nuclear chromosome
Molecular function (GO): double-stranded DNA binding; recombinase activator activity
Source: RefSeq, a predicted model, not a curated record